Trematomus bernacchii (emerald rockcod) is the source of this 6388-nucleotide messenger RNA. It is a transcript of the gene nin, whose product is annotated as ninein (GSK3B interacting protein). Gene Ontology annotation, biological process: centrosome localization; centrosome-templated microtubule nucleation; microtubule anchoring at centrosome. The record is from RefSeq and is a predicted model, not a curated record. The transcript has 27 exons. Lineage: Eukaryota; Metazoa; Chordata; Actinopteri; Perciformes; Nototheniidae. Gene Ontology annotation, cellular component: centrosome; pericentriolar material; ciliary transition fiber. The coding region runs from base 273 to 4736 and encodes 1487 amino acids. Gene Ontology annotation, molecular function: calcium ion binding.
CCAUGGAUGAAGCGAGCUCAGAAAGCCAGCUCCACUCUGAGCUCUUUUCUGGGGAUAAAACGACCGAAACAAGCCUAAAAAACUCGGCGCCAUCUUUAAACUAACGGCUGGUUUAUCAUAUCUUCCUGGAGAGGAUUAUAACCGCGAUUAAACAGGAAGAAUGUUGUAAAAGUUAUUUAAAAAACGCGUUUAAAGUCAGCAAAAAAUCUGUUGGAAAAAGAGCCAACUGUCGUCCAACUUCUGAGACUGUGGGCAGGCUUCUGUCCUGUGGGAUGGAUGAGGUCCAGGAGCAGGAUGAGUAUGAGGAGCGUCUGAAGGAGGUGUUUCACAGUUUCGAUGCGAGCGGCUGUGGUUCUCUGAAUCCGGAGGAACUUUCUGACCUGUGCUGCUCUCUGCAGCUGGAGGAAGCUGUGCUGCAUUCACUGCUGCAGAGACCCCAACAACACACCGACGGGGUCGACUUUGACCAAUUCAAGAAUGCUCUGAUUUUAGCGUUAUCAUCAACUUUUGAGCCAGCCCCAUCAGAACAGGAGACUCCGUCUAAACCAGACUCUCCUGAGAUCCAGCCGAAGUUCGUGAAGGGCAGCAAGCGUUACGGCCGCCGCACCACGCCCGAGUUCAUCGAGCAUCACUCCGACUUCCCCGACGUGAUGAACGCUGACGCGGCGCAGCACGAGGAUCUGCGGGACAGCGAUGACUCGGCUGUUCCCAGGAAGCGUGAGCGCUGGAACGCUCAUGAUACCAGCACAGAGGAGUUUGAGGCUGAAGGUCAGAUGCAGCUCUGGAACCCCGACGACCCCAUCACCCUCCGGGGGUCGGGGGUCCCCCAGCUUCCCCCCGCUGUGCAGGAGAGGCUGCAGGACGCCUGCCAUCAGAUGCAGGUCAGCUGGGACGGCUCUGCAGAUCACUCCCAGCUGAUGGAGCUCUGCCAACACCUCGGACUGGAGAUAAACGUGGACGUCCUCCAGAGUCUGACGGGUGACGGAGAGAUGAACGUUCAGGAGUUUGUCUCCCGGGUUUUAAAUCAGAACAAACCUCCGACACCGUCCGCCUCCACGCCGUACAGGCAGCUCAAACGCCUCCACUCCACACAGCCGUUUGAUGAGGGCGGGCGUCGCACAGUGUCCUGUCCACUCAGCAGCUCCAUCGGCCUGUGUCUGUUCUCCAGCCUGGACGACGGGAGCGGCUUCACGGCGGUGGAGAGCCUGCUGGACGCCUGGAUGGAGGAGGGCGUGGAGAACAGCCUGGAGAUCCUGCAGGCUCUGAACUUCGAUCUGGACGGGCGUCUGAGCCUCAGCGAUCUGACUUUGGCUCUGGAGAGCGAGCUCCUCGUCACCAAGAACGGGAUCCACCAGGCGGCGCUCGCCAGCUUCAGAUCUGAGAUCAGACAUCUGCUAGAGCGUGUGGACAGGGAGCUCGGGGAGAAGGGGAGGAUUCGUUCUGAUCUGGAGAAAACCGAGAAACUAAAAGCUCAACUCGCUGUCGAGGUGGAUGAGAGACACGCUGCUAUAGAGCAAACCAACAACCAAAACCUCAGGAAGCUGGAGCAGGAUCACAGGGAGAAGCUGAGUGUGGUGCGCUCAGAUCUGAUGAAGGACAUGGAGCUGAUGCAGCAGCAGAACGAUCAGAAGAGAGAGACCCUGGAGGCCGAGCUGGAGAAGAUCAGGGAGGACGAGUCCUUCCUCAGAGACCACCUCUCCAUCUCCCUCCAGGAAAACAGACGCCUUGAAAUGGAGCUGCUGGACAGCACCGACCACCUGGUGGCGGCUCAGAGUCAGAACACUAAACUUCAGACUAACCUGGAAAACAUGAGGAAAGAGAAGUUUGGAGACUUGGACCCCGGCAGCGCAGACUUCUUACUCCAAGAGGAACGAAUCAAAGAAUUACGCAGCAGCUACGAAGCUCACUACAGGGAGCUGCAGGAUCGUAUCGACGAGCUGCAGAUGGAGCUGCAGGAGUUUCACAGCGUGGGACGAGUUCUUCAGCCUGGACACAAAACGCUCUCUGAGGAGCUGGAGAGCAAGAGCCCCGGCAUGGAGUCUGACCCUGGCAUCGGGGCGGACGAGGUGCAGCCGUUCAGCAUGAGCCUGGAGGCGGAGAUGAUGUUGGAGCACCUGAAGGAGCAACACCUGCAGGAGAUCGAGGAGUUGCAGAGCCAGCUGGAGUGCAAGAUGAAUGAGUUUGAUGAGAUGCUGGUGAAGAAGAAGGAGGUGCAGGAGGAGCAGGCGGCGUCUCUAGCGCUGCAGCACCAGCAGGAGGUGGAGGCUCUGAGGGAGGAGAUGCUCGGCGUCCAGAAGAAAACACAGGAGCUUCAGAUCCGAUUGGAGGAGGAGACCUCCACCCUUCAGAGGAGGCUCAACGAGGAGAGGGAGGAGAUAGACGUCCUGCAGGAGGAGCAGCUCACAGCGCUCAGGCAGCAGCUGCAGGAGGCGCACUCCUACGCCGCUGACCUGGAGGAGCAGAUCAACACCAACAUGGACGAGGACGCCGUGGAGGAGCUGAGGAAGCAACAGGAGGAGAAGGAGGAGGAGAAGGAGAGGAGGUUGCUAAAGGACUUUGAAAAUGAGAAGGAGCUGCUGCAAGAAAGACAUACAGAAGAGCUGAAGGUCAGAUUAGAGGAGGCGAAGGUGAGGUUUGAGGAGGAGCAGGUGGAGCUCUCUGAGGCCAAGCUAGAGGAGGCGAAGGUGAGGUUUGAGGAGGAGCAGGUGGAGCUCUCUGAGGCCAAGCUAGAGGAGGCGACAAGGAGGCUGCAGGGGGAGUUAGAGAAGGAGAAGGAGGCGUUGCAAGAAAGACACAAAGAGGAGGUGAAGGUGCGACUAGAGGAGGUGAAGGUGAAGUUUGAAGCGGAGAAGGUGCAGCUGGAGGAGCAGAGCAAUGAGUCCCUGCAGGUGGUGCUGGAGGAGGAGGUGUUGAGGCUGGUGAGGGAGCAGCAGGAGAAGGAGGCUGAGAUCAGGAUGCAUUGGGAGGAGGAGACAGUCCGGCUGCAGGAGCUCCAUCAGGAGGCCCUGCUGCAGGAGAGGCUGACGCUGCAGGAGCUCCAUCAGGAGGCCCUGCUGCAGGAGAGGCUGACGCUGCAGGAGCUUCACCAGGAGACCCAGCUGCGGGAGAGGCUGACGCUGCAGGAGCUGCACCAGGAGGCCCAGCUGCAGGAGAGGCUGACGCUGCAGGAGCUCCACCAGGAGACCCAGCUGCAGGAGAGGCUGACGCUGCAGGAGAGGAGUGAGCAGAGGGAGGCGAGGGUGAGGGAGGAGCUGGAGAGGGAGAGGCUGCAGCUGGAGGAGGACUAUGAGGGGAUGCUGCAGGAGAGGAUGGAGGAGGAGAGGGAGAAGCUGGAGACCCAGAGGGAGGAGGAGGAGAGGAGGGUGGAGGGUCUGAUGGAGGAGCAGAGGAGUCGUCUGCAGGAGAAACAACAGGAGGUGAUGGAGGAGGACAGGAGUCGUCUGCAGGAGAAACAGCAGCAGUUGAUGAAGGAGGUGAUGCUGAGGCACGCUGCAGAGAGGGAGGCGCUCAGCGGGGAGAUGGAGGCGCUGAGGGAGGACAUCGCUCAGGAGAGAUCUGAAGCCGGUCGCCUCUCUGAGGAAAACGGGGUCCUGCGUCAGAAGAUCGCUGCGCUGAAGGACGAGGAUUUAAAAGAAGUCCAGGAAGAGUUAAAACAAACAAUGGAGCACUUAAAGAAAGGGAAGACUGAAGCUCAAACUGCAGCGGAGGCUUUCCAGAGACGGAUUUCCGAGCUGCGUUCCCAGAGCCGGCAGCUGGAGGAGCAGAACGGGAAGCUGUCGGAGAAAAACUCCCAGAACCUUUCGGACGUGGAGAAUCUUCAGCAGCAGCUCUCAGACCUGCUGGAGGAGAGCCAGAGGAAGGAGGCGUUCACGGCCCACGAGAAAAACAAGUUGGCAGCGUGUGUGUGUGCUCUGGAGUCAGAGCUCACCAAAGCUCUGCAGGACUCUGCACAGCUGCAGCAGGCCGUCUCCCAGCAUGCACUGCAGCUCUGUGAACUCAGAGACAAGGCGGACAGAGUGGACUCCUUGGAGAGUUUGGAGAAGGAGGCUCAGGAUCAGCUGUCUGCCGCUCAGGAGAAGAAGGUGAAGCAUAACAGCGUCCGUCUGAAGUCUGACGUCCGUCACAUGCAGAAGGAGAGGGACUCCCUCAAACAGGAAGUCAGCGUGCUGCACAAACAGCUGCAGAACAGCAACGAAAAGAACCAGGUGCUGGAGAUGGCGCUGCACUCGAGCGGCGUUCAGAGCCGCAGCAGGAAGCUCUUCAGGGAGGAGAUGUCCCGUCUGCUGCAGCAGGAGCAGACGCUGCUGAAGGGAGAGAACCAGCGGCUGCAGACGGAGCUGCGCAGCGCCAAAGGAGAGCUGCGCAGCUCCAGAGACAAGGUGUGUGAGCUGGACGCCUCCCUGCUCUCCCUGGAGGCUCUGCAGCAGGAGAACGUCUGUCUGAAGCAGCAGCUGGAGACACACCGGGUCAUCAACACGGGCUCUGCAGCAGCACCCUCUCUCUCAGAUCCUGAGGCUCUGCAGAAGGAGAACGAGGCUCUCAGGACUCAGGUGGCUCGACUGUCCGCUCAGAUAAUCGAGUCGUUUCAGGCUCAGCUGGUGGGUCUGCUGCCUCCGUCUCCUCACAGGAUCCCCAGAGGAAAUCACCGAGGGGAGGAGCCGGACAACAUGCAGGCGCCGGUCCAGGAUCAGAGGGUCGCUCACUCUGACAGCUACCGGAGGAUCGGAGGACUCUAACAGCGCCGUCUUCCUCCUCCUCUUCCUCUUGCUCUUCCUCCUGCUACCUCUUUUUACUGCUGCUCUUCCUCCAUUCUGCUCCUCUUCCUCUGCUGUGUGGCUGCUUCUUUAUGGGAGACUGUGAUCAGAUGUGUUGCCUGAUUUAAAGGCUGAAUGUGUAAUUGUUUUUCUCUGCUGCUAGGUGGCAGGAAAACACAGAAAAAGGUGGAAAUAGGACCUUUUUCCCCAAUGGGAAUUACGAUGGAAAUGACAUUUUUAAAGUUUGAAGGACAUGCCAUAUGAAAUUUAUAUGGACGCCCUGAGAGGCAAGUGAGGAAAAAAACACUGAUUUAAAAAAAGAAAAUGAUUAUGAUUUCAGAAAAGGUGAUAAUACAAAGUUUAUUAAAAUACAUAAAGAAUAAUACAAAUAAACUCAAGUAACAUUUUCUCAAACCAGUGGGGUGAAAAAAGGGUUUAGCUGGUAAUGUAUUUAUGUUUUGUCGUUUUAUUGGGAAGCCAUAAACGGGAAUAUUUCAAACAUUUUUCGUUCCUCCAUUUUCCGCAUUAUAACGGGUUAGUUAUGACAUAAGAGAUAAUGACGUAAUGAAUUUGUGAAAUAUAAAUUCAACAUCAUACUCUCUAAAAAAUAAUAAUAAUGGAACUCCGCUUCAUGUAGGAAAUAAAAUGUUUAAAAUAUGGCCAUUUUUGCUUUCCGUAGUUUGCAUCCCAAUUAAACACAAAUAAAAAAAUCGGUUCCUUAAAAAAUCAAUAUAUACAUUUUAGAAUAUAUACCUUUUGCCGGGAAGAUUUCACUACUUAAUUAUUAUUCCAUCUUAAAAAAAUGAAGUGUAUGAUUAAAAAAUGUUAUCAGGAUCAGUUUGAUGAUUUUGAUGAAAAUUAUCUCACAUUUUUUGUUCACGUUAUUUAGGUCAUAACAUUUUAAAAUACAAUGUAAAUAAAUCCUCACUUGCCUCAUGAAACAUCAGUCGUUUCUGGACUUUUAACUUUUUAUACUCAAUCCUAAAAUACUAUGUAGUUUGAAUACAGGGAAUGGUUUUUAACGCAGGGUGAAUUUUGUUUAAAUGCACUUGAACCGUUUAUUCUGAGACAGGGUCUUUUUAUUAAAAUAAAUCCUCAGAGGCUGAAUGUUUAUUUUUGCCUUACGAUCAUCGAGGAGCCUUUUCUAACAAUCAAACUAAUCUGUAAAAAUAAGGAAGCGUCACUCUGUGUCCACGAUGAGAUUUAUUCAUUAAUUGUAUUUUAUUAUUAAUGCCUGUAAUUGUUAUUUUAUUGUACACAUACUACCUGAUUCUGCUGCUGCACAACCAAAGUGAACCACAGCUUCCUAAGUUAUUAUUUUUACUGUUUAAACACAAAUAAUGAAUGUUUAUCUGGUAUUUAUUAUUAUUAUUAUUAUUAAUGAUUGUUUGUCCCCAGUAGUCAUUUAUAAAUGUGUUGUUUUUGCGCCAUGUUUAAGCUCAAAUGUGUAAUAUUUUUAUUUUGUUAUUUAUUUUUGAUAGACUCCUCAUUAAAUGUAUUUUAUUUAUUAUUAUUUAUUGUAUGAUUUAAAUUAUUUUUUCGUAGAGGUAUCUGGAAUACAUGGCAUAAUUUUCUACCUAAUUAUAUUAAUGCUGAAAUGAAGAUAAAUAAAGUUUUAGCUCGUUAGAAAAUGA